GUUUUCAACAAAGUCCUGGCUCUCCCAGAUGUGCCAAGUAUGUCGCAAGAGCAUGAUGUUUGGUGUUAAGUGCAAACACUGCAAAUUAAAGUGCCACAACAAGUGUACCAAAGAUGCUCCCUCAUGUCGGAUAUCAUUUCUCACAUUGCCAAGGAUGCGGAGAGCCGAAUCAGUGCCUUCAGAUAUCAAUAAUCGGAUUGAUCACACAGCAGAGAUCCCAUUGCAGUUUGGCACUUUACCAAAAGCAAUAACCAAAAGGGAGCCUCCUCCCAGUUUAAACCAGUUGGACUCCAGCAGUAACCCAUCAUCAGCCACCUCCUCCACACCUUCCUCCCCUGCACAUUUCCAACAGAAUAAUCCCCCAAGUGUCAGCGCCACACCCCCAGCCAACCCAUCACCGCAGGACUCCCGGGACAGCCGCUUCCACUUCCCAGGUCAGCAACCCAUCCCUGAUACCACUCAUAUACACACACAGGUCUAG
Messenger RNA from Plectropomus leopardus (leopard coralgrouper), 481 nucleotides. The record is from RefSeq and is a predicted model, not a curated record. Lineage: Eukaryota; Metazoa; Chordata; Actinopteri; Perciformes; Serranidae.